AGCUGCAGUGACCGCAGGUUCCCGAGCGAGCAGGAGCCGCAGCGGGCGCGGCGCGCAUAGCUGCCCAGGCUCCCGGUCCCCCGCCGGUGUCCGCGCCACUGUCUCGCCUCCGCCAGGCCCCGAAGGCAAGGACAAAGAAGGCUGUCUGGGAGGGUCCGUUGGAGCCAGAUUUACCUGCAGUUGCCGGAAACUACAGGCUCCAAGAUGGUUUGUGGGGGCUUUGCGUGUUCCAAAAACUGCCUCUGUGCGCUCAACCUGCUCUACACGUUGGUUAGUCUGUUGCUAAUUGGAAUUGCUGCGUGGGGCAUUGGCUUCGGGCUGAUUUCCAGUCUCCGAGUGGUCGGCGUGGUCAUUGCAGUGGGCAUCUUCUUGUUCCUGAUUGCGUUAGUGGGGCUGAUCGGAGCUAUAAAACAUCAUCAAGUGUUGCUUUUCUUUUACAUGAUCAUUCUCUUACUCGUAUUUAUUGUUCAGUUAUCGGUAUCAUGUGCUUGUUUAGCCCUGAACCGGGAGCAACAGGGUCAGCUACUGGAAGUUGGUUGGAACAAUACAGCAAGUGCUCGUAAUGACAUCCAGAGAAACUUAAACUGCUGUGGGUUCCGAAGUUUUAACCCGAAUGAUACCUGUCUGGCUAGCUGUAUGAAAAGCGGCCACCCAUGCUCACCGUGUGCUCCAAUAAUAGGAAAAUAUGCUGGGGAGGUUUUGAGAUUUGUCGGCGGCAUUGGCCUCUUCUUCAGUUUUACAGAGAUCCUAGGUGUUUGGCUGACCUACAGAUACAGGAACCAGAAAGAUCCUCGUGCUAAUCCCAGUGCAUUCCUUUGAGAAGAUAAGGAGAAUUUUUCGUAUUCUGAUCUUGUUCACAGCUAACUUUAAGUUAACGCUAAUUUGCCUGUUUAAGGAAACAGUAUCUGAAAAAUUAUAUUAUUGACAGUGGAAUUAUAUAUUUUUACUCUUAUGUUUCUCUAAAUGUUUUUCUUUUUCCAUUGCUGAAAAAAAAUGGAAACUUGUGCUCUCCUCUGAACCUCAGUGGUACCUUUAAUCUACUGUAUUCUCAGUGUCUGGCACUGUCCACUGUGGCCUUUCUUAGCAUUUUUACCUGCACAAAAACUUUGUAUGGCACUAUUGUGUUGAUUAUAUUGUGAAUCUAAAUACACAUCUCACUGGAAUAAUUAAUUGUAUGUAGCAUUGUGCUGUGUAGAUAGUUCCUACUGGAAAAAAGUUCAAGUUUAUGAAAGCCGGUCAAUAAAAGAUUCUAUUAUGUUAAGUUCAGAAUGGGAAAUCCAAAUUCUCACAUUUUUUUGUCUUUUUUAGGAAGUAUGUAUUGUGGUGAAAAUUGUUAACAUAAAAGUGAUAAUUUAGUUCUAGUAGUCUUUUAUGAUUAUACUAAUAUAUUCUAGAAAUAGCUAUGCCUUUAGGAAAGUGUGGUUUAGUUUUCGAUUUUUACAGGUAAGUGCAAAGGAAAUGGUCUCAUGAAUGUGCUAAUGUGUGGCAUUUGCCUUCAGCCUUCAAAAUGGAAUCACUUUGAGAAAUUCAGAAAGUAUGUAUAAUCUUGAUAUUCUUUUAUAAUAAUUUGAAGUCCAAAAGACUGUAUUUUUAAACAAGUUACUAUUAAUGCAUUGGCCCACGUAGCAAAAAGAUAUUUGAUUAUCUUACAAAUUGUUAAAUACUUUUUGAUGAAAUUUCUCAGUAUUGUAAUAGCAACUUGUCAAAUCUAAGUAUAUUUGAAUGUGACCUCCCAUAAUUUGAAAUUAAAAUAGUAUUGUGGUUCUGUAAAUUAUGUUAAAAAAUUAAAGGAUGAAACCCUUUCUUCGUGUAUAAGUGUUUGAAUUAAAAGAAAGUAAUGGAAGAAUUAA
This is a messenger RNA of Pteropus alecto (black flying fox), 1850 nucleotides long. RefSeq names its product tetraspanin 13 (gene TSPAN13). Lineage: Eukaryota; Metazoa; Chordata; Mammalia; Chiroptera; Pteropodidae. Gene Ontology annotation, cellular component: membrane. The transcript is spliced from 6 exons. Bases 205 to 819 code for a protein of 204 amino acids. The record is from RefSeq and is a predicted model, not a curated record.